AUGUCCAUGGCCAAGCUCGUUGUCCAAAACCGGAGUACAAGAAGGACACGGAGGUUGCUGUUGGACGGAACCAAGGCAUCCAAAAUCCUCGACACCAUCACCUUGCAAUAUGCUGACCGCCAUCCGAGGCAGUCCCGUCAUCAGAGCCAAAGAGCGUAUCGUAGCAUGGCUGCUGCUGAUAUUGCACGCUCUCGUCCUCUCUAUCUCGGUGCUCUUACUCCUAAGCCCGAACACCAUCUUCAAUCGUCACAGCGGCUUAGCAAGUGUCAGUCUAAACAUGGCGGCGCUUUCUCAAUCGUCGCCACUCGAAUCUUCACUGUCGAGCAAUCUAACAUGCUCUCCCUCUUGAUCAACGGUCCAUAG
Ustilago hordei is the source of this 363-nucleotide messenger RNA. RefSeq lists its product as uncharacterized. The transcript has a single exon. Lineage: Eukaryota; Fungi; Basidiomycota; Ustilaginomycetes; Ustilaginales; Ustilaginaceae. The coding region runs from base 1 to 363 and encodes 120 amino acids. The record is from RefSeq and is a predicted model, not a curated record.